AGAGAGCGUUUCGGUGAGCGAGAAGAGAAUGUGCAACAACAAAAUGCAAAGUGGUGAAAUACCUAAGACACGAAUAUGCCGACAACAUCGUAUCUAAAAAAUCAGUCGACCAGCAAUAUUAUUUGGAAACAUAGCAAACACACGAUUUGCAAAAUACAACGGACAGAGCGAUUGAGUUGUGACGCCGCGUCGUCCGUCUAUGUCGUGCGAAAAUAAAAAAUAAAAGGGAAUUUCAAUUGCGAUUAUUAAUUCGAAAAAGAAGAAGAAACAACAAAUACGCCGAGAGUGAAUUAAAUAAUAACAAUAGAAGUGAAAAUAAUUAACAAAAGUAAUAACAACAACGGCAAGUCUCAGCGACUCGUUGUGUGUGGUGUAAUAAGGCUAAAGCCAAUCAUCCAGCCAGCCCACCAUACCAUUGCGUAUGAGGCGAUAAUUGUACGGAUUAAAGUGCACAAAAAUAUUUUAAAAGAAUUAACCAACGUCAAACAUAAUAUUAAAAAAAAAAAUACUGAAUAAAAGCAAAGAGAAAAAUAUUCAGCCAAGCAAACAACGUGAAUGUCUGUGCUCAGAGUUUGAAAGAAAGUUAAAACAAACCACGAGAAAGAAAAUAACGUGAAACCAGAACACGUCGUGUAAAUUCCAACAACACAACGAAACCCAAAAGAAUUAUAAGAAAAAAGUUUUUCCUCAAAAGAACAAAGAGAAAGUUGAAGAAAAAAAAACUUAACAACGCAAUUUCUUGACUUGUGUAUAUCCUACUUUCUUAUGCCUUCGGCAAUAUAAAAGUGAAAAACGUCAGCUACAACAACAACAACAUCAGCAGUAACAGCAUCCAACAGCCGUGCAGCUAUCAUCACCGCCAACAACUCACCUCUUUGGCCCCAUCGCUUAACAAUUUCUUUCCUGUCAAUCGAAAGAAAAAAAGAGUUCAACAACUGCCGCUGCUGCUGCUUUCCAAAUCUUUUAGCCAGCGAUUCAACGUAUUCUUCUUCAAGGCAACAAGAUUUCGCUUAGUUAGCUACUUCGAGCUACCUUUUUUUUUUGGAGAUACAUAUUUUUUCUGCAGAUUUCACGCAAAAACCUAUAAGAAUACAUUCACAAACGAAGAGGAAAAAACUGCGACACUAACGCUCGGGGCCAUUUAGUUGGCUGGCCAACAAACGAGGUCAUUAUCGAAUACAUUAAGCAGCGAAAAACGCAGCAACAUUAGCAAACAGCUAGAAAACGUCUUUUGAAGCGUCUUUAGGAAGUUCAAGUUUGUCAAGUGCAAAACCCAAAACAGCAACAACAAAUUGCGUAUCUUUUGAGACAAAGAAAUUGCAAUUGCCACGGAGGCGGUGGCAAAAAAACAAAAAACAAAACAAAUUCCACAGAGCAGCCAAACAAGGAGAAGACGUCGACCACCACAGCGUUAUUGAACUGUUGAAAAGCAUCAGAAGCGAGUCGGUUCUUGCAUUCAUUGUCAAAGCAAACGAAAAACGGCUGCUGCUGGACUGUAAUAACACGGCAAUUGCAGGAACAGGAGGUGGAGGCGGCGGCGGCGGCGGGUAGGAGGUGGGGUUGUUUGUGCAUAUCUUUCCUUGCCGUUGGUGUGAUCUCCCGCCUACACGAACAAAUUUGUGUUGUUACAACAGAUUAAUUGUUUUUGUUGGACCAAAAACAGCAACAAACACAACCAUAAUACAUAUUUGCAUAUAAUUGACCAAGAAAAUCGUUUUAAUCAUCAUCAGCAGCAUCGUCACCUCCAUACACCCCAAGCCACCUUCUCGUCAAGAAACUUUUCUCCUCGUCAUCUGCCUCUCAUUUAUUAAACACCCUCGCCUUGUCAUCAUUAUUUUCAUUAUCUAAAAAUGAUUUCGAAUAAAAAAUCCUAUGCCAUGAAAAUGCUGCAACUGGCUUUGGCCCUCAGCCUUUUGCAUGUCAAUCCCGAUGAUUAUCUGCAACAAAGACUGCGUAACUGGGACUCCCAGCUGGAGCUAAGGGAUGGCGAUGGCUGGGAGCUGGAAAUGUUAAGGGCUGUGCCCAUGGUCGAAUAUCCCUAUGCCAACCGCAAAUCCAUGAUGCCCCUCAUUGAAGAUCUCAUGCUCUACGAUCACAGUUUGGCCAAUACGCAGUACAAUGUGACCGCCUAUUUGCUGAACGUCUCCAAUGAAAGUGCAAAUCAAACGGCGGCCAUGCAAGAAAUGCAAGCCAUACCUCCACCGUCGAGCGCCACUACCACAGGUGGGAGUUCGUCAAAUUCUCCCACCUCAUCAUCGUCGCCGUCGUCAGGUGGUUCGUUAACAUUAGAAAAUGUUCGAAACGGCACAACGGCCACAGUUAGUUCCAUAGUCCAUGCCGCAGGAAGUUCGAAUUCCUCAAACCUACACAACCUUCCAACACCGGAAAUUGAGCUAUUUCUCAACUCGGAAUCAAUGCAAGAUCAACGCUCGGUAUGGGAACAAAAUCUGGCAGAUCUCAACGAUUUCAAUGAUCUGCCGAUUAUGAAUAGCCAUUAUGGCAAUCUACCUCUAAAAGAUGGCCAGCAACAGGAUCCAUCGGGCCAUUUUGAUUUACCUCAUUUGGACGUGUUUCUACCGACCUUUGGUAGUUCCGCAAAUGCUUUAAAUUCCGAGGCGGAGGGAGCAGUGGCCUUGAAUGGUAGUUUUCCAAAUCCUGAUGACGCAGUUGGCAUUAAACUGGAACAACUGGACGAUGAAGAUGACAAGGCUCUGUUGGUAGGUGUUAUGGAUACACGAGCCGCCACUUGUUCCACACUGUCGCCAGAUCCAACGGAUAUUGCCGUAGAUGCUUGCAUCAAAAAGGAGGAACCCGAAGAGGAGGUGGUGGGGCAAACGGUCAAAGAGGAAGAAGUGGAUUUAAGUCCAUUCAUCGCCAACAUGGAAUUGACAAAGGAGGAAAGUGAAAUUGUCGAAGUUCUUUGGAAACAAGAUGUCGAUUUGGGCUUUAGCCUCACCGAAGCCCAACUGGCCGAACUUGCCGGCAGUAGCAGUGCUACGGAAAAUGCCGUCAACAGCGAGGAUGAAAUUGAAAAGUUGAAAGCCCUCGAGGCUCUCAAAUUGGAUAAUCCCAAAUAUGAUUCCAAGGACGUUGACGAUGAGGAUUCAAAUCAGUUGGCGUCCAAUGAAUGGACUGGCAUACCGUUUACCAUUGACAAUGAAACUGGUGAAUACAUUCGUCUACCUUUGGAUGAUAUACUUAACGACGUUAUACAAUUUGCUGAAUUGGCUGGUGGCGAAAACGACGAGGACGACACAACCGGUGCCAGUACCUCAAAAGCCGCUGCAGCUGCUGCCAACAAGAAAAUUUUGAAAACUGACAACGAGGACACGGACAACAACGACGACAACGAUCCGACAGAUAAUCAUUCAGCAAAGAAGAAUCCAUCAUUGGAUAAAACAUUGAAAAGUGAAGGUGGUGAUUAUAUUCCAGACGAUUUGGAAAACCUUCACACCGAAAAACAACUAUCCAAAGGCAACAAGAGCAGUGACACCACUAAGGGAGACGCCAACGAAGAAGACAACGACGAUACCAACAACGAUCACGACGACAACGAUCUACCACAAUCUGAGAUUGAAGUCAGCUCCAUACUAUCGCCAUUGUUUGAUUUAGAUGACGAAGCAAAAGAAGAACUAGCCGAUCUAAGUAUGAUGUUACACUCUUCAGCCCCCUUUGCACCCCAUCAUCACCAUCCACAUCAUCCGCAUCAUCGCGGUGCAGCCGGUGGCGUUGUGGGUGGUGCCCAAAACUAUGGCAGUGUGAACAGUGCAUUCCAUCGCCAGCCGAGUUCGGGUGGUUUCCAUCAUGGCCAUCAUCAGGGUCGCAUGCCCCUUAGCCGUGGUGUCUCAAUGGAACAACGUUUACAAGAUAUCGCCAGUCUGUUCAAUCCCAUACCAAGCAUGGGCGUCGUUGGUGGUGUCUCUGAAAUGUCACCCUACCCACACUAUCCCACCCAUCCGUACACAUAUCAAAGUGCUCCACAACAUGCUCAAUAUCCACCACCACCGCCACAUCCCCACCAUCAUCAUCAUGCCGCAGCUGCUGCAAUGUUGCAUCCCAAUGCUUCUUUGGGUGAUUUGUGCUCAACACAGCCUCACUAUGGCCACAACUUGGGUUCAGCCGUCUCGUCGAGCAUGCAUUUGACCAAUUCCACACAUGACUCCGAUGUCACUGGAGUGGGUGCCGGCGCUGUGGGUGGUGCCUAUAAAAUGGAACAUGAUAUGAUGUAUUAUUCGAAUGCUUCUUCUGAUAUGAAUCACACUACCGACGGUUUUAUCAAUUCAAUUUUAAACGAUGAAGAUUUACAUCUUAUGGAUAUGAAUGUUAAUGACAGCUUUUGUCGUAUGGUCGAUGUCAACAACAGCACCAGCAACAAUUCUUCAGUCUUGGGUUUACCCACGGGCACUGGUCAUGCCAGUGGUGCCGCCUCUGGAGGUUCAACAGCUGGUUCUACGACUAGCGGUAUUUCGAUGAGCGCGGCCAGUAAUGUAGCCGCCUCUGCUGGCGCACCCGUCAUGACAAAUGAUCUAAUGAAUGCCACCGGAGCAGCAACUCAAACUGUUGCCGGUGGUACGGAUCGUUUAGAUGCUUCCAGUGAUAGUGCUGUUAGUUCCAUGGGCUCGGAACGCGUACCAUCUCUAUCCGAUGGUGAAUGGGGCGAAGGAAGUGAUUCGGCCCAAGACUACCAUCAGGGUAAAUAUGGCGGGCCAUAUGAUUACAGUUACAAUAAUAGCGCAACCAAUCGCUUAAAUGAUGGCAGCCGCCAACCACCUGUUGCCCAGAAGAAACAUCAUAUGUUUGGCAAGCGGUUUAUGAACGAGCAACCCGCAGCCGCUAAUUUGGGUGCUGCCGGAUCGGGGGCCAAUGGUCCAGCUGCUGGCAGCAAUAAUGUUGGUGCCCUGGUACAUGGUGGCCCAGCACAUAGCAUUAAAUAUGAAUAUGAAGCUUAUCCUCCUGUAGCUGGACUACAUGAAAAUAUGAAUGGUCAUGGUUUGGACAAUGGUGCAAUGGGUGGACCGGCAUUGAGCAAGGAUCAUCAUGGCUAUGGUCCCGGAGCCUAUUCCCUUGAUUUCUCCGUACGUACACCUCGCACACCACACGAAUUAGUGCAGCACAACCACACGUACACUUUGCCGCAGGGCACCGGAUCUUUGCCACGCCCCCAACAGCGUGACAAGAAACUCUCCACUUCAUCCUCCACCAAAUCCGCCAAAUCUAGCCACAAUAGCAGUGGCAGCGGCGGUGAGGAGGAGACCUAUAUGACACGCGAUGAGAAACGUGCUCGAGCCAUGAACAUUCCCAUACCAGUUUGCGACAUCAUUAACUUGCCCAUGGAUGAAUUCAAUGAGCGUUUGUCCAAAUAUGAUUUGAGUGAAAAUCAAUUGUCGUUGAUUCGUGACAUUAGACGCCGUGGCAAGAAUAAGGUAGCUGCCCAGAACUGUCGUAAACGUAAGCUAGAUCAGAUUCUGUCGUUGGAGGAUGAGGUGAAACAGGUUCGUCGUCGCAAAGAUGAAUUAAAUGCUCAACGCGAUAGAUUAUUUACUGAGCGUAAGAGAGUCUCCAAUAAAUUCAGUGCUUUGCAUAGGCACAUCUUUCAAUAUUUACGGGAUCCCGAAGGCAAUCCCUGCUCUCCCUCGGAAUACAGUUUACAACAGGCAGCUGAUGGCUCAAUUUAUCUCUUACCAAGAGAUGCUGCCAAUAAAAAUGACACCAACAGCGCCGUUGGACUCCUAAACGGUGGUGCUGGUAUUGGCAGUCCCUUAAAUGGUCAUUCACAAAGCAUGCCCACAGCCGUGGGACACCAUCACUCCGCACAUCCAGCGCCUGGUGCUGGUGGUGGUCAUAAUUUGCAUCAAGCGCCACACCAACAGACAGUCCUGCAUACAGCAGCUGGCUCAUUGGCACAUAGCCACGUGCAACACCAUCACCAGCAUCACCAUCAUCAGCAACAACAUAACCAAACGUCACAACCACAGACAACAACACAUGCCCAUGGUCAUCAUACUACAACACAUGGAGGUAGCCAACAACAGCAACCGCAAAAAGAUUGAAAUUUAUUGUGGCAACACUAUGCAGCGCAUUGGUUUCAAAUACAUCCUCCUUCACAUCAGCAAAAUCAUCAUCAUCAUCAUCCUCGUUUUUCACAAAACACACAGUAUACUACUACAAAUACUAUUACUAAGACAAGCACUUGUACUUUAAGCUGUCAGCAUCAUCACCGUCAUCAGCAACAACAACGGAAACGUUAUCCUCCUCUUCAUAAACAAGCGAAGCCUGGAAAUGCACAUUUCUGUAUUGACAUCAUUCAUCCUGCUCCUACACAUCAUUAUCAUCCAUCUCAUGGGCAUUAUGAGUCUACUUACUAUUGAUUAUUUUUUUGUUUAUUAUUUUUUUAAAACCACAUCUAUUAUUAUAUUAAUAACAAUUCAGGGGACUUUUUUUCUUAAUAAUUUUUAUUGUUAAGCAAAAGGAUUAUUGGGAUUAUUACAAAAAAAUAUAUAUAAAUAUAUUAAAAAAAAAAACAAAAAAAUAUUGAAAAUGUUUUUAAAUAUUAAGGAGUUUUUUAUUUGAUUUUAGAAAUUUAUAAGUGUAUAAACAUAAAAAUACACAUUAAGUAUGUAUGUAUGAAUGUGAUUUGAAAAAAAUGAAAAAUUGUAAAAAAUCCUUUUAAACAAAUAUUUUUUUAAAUUAUAACACUAGAGAUCAUACAUAAAUACAAACAAAGCUGUUUUGUUAGGUUUCGUUUACACUAAUAAACGAAAUCUUUUCUUAAAAUAACUCGAUUUUUGCAAACAAAUGAAACCAUCUAAAAUGAAUUCAAUGUUUUCGAUUUUCCUAGACUUUAACACAAAAAAACACACAUACAUAAACAUACAUACAUGAUAAUAAAACAUAUAUUGUGAUUAUAUCACAAACUUAUAUAUAUAUGGGAAUGUAUGAUUGUAACGAUUUGAAAGAAAUAAAAAUACAAAAAAUAUGUUAUAAUCAUUUGUAGGCCUGUAAACAAUUGUAUGUAAUUAAUUUGAACAAAAUUAUUUUGAAUUUGUGAUAAAUUAUGGUUUUUAUUAUAAUUUAAAAUGUCUAAAAAAAGCUUUUUGUUUACAAUUUAUUUCUUUUAAAAUUUACUUUUUGGUUAAAUGGAUUAUAUAUUAUAGAAUAAAUGUUUUAUUUUUAGUAACACAGUGCUAGGAUUUAGAAAAAACGGAAAGCAGAAAUAAAGAAUAAGUGAUCAUCCAGUCCCUAAAUUUAAAAGAAAAAUUGCUAAUAUAUCUCGAAGAAAGAGAGGUGUUAUGACCUUCAAACUUUUUUCAAUAUAUCGAUUUCUUAAAUAAUUACGUCCCAAUACUUUAGCUCAUGUUAAGUCGACUUUAGAUUGUACACAUACAUAUUUUUCAAAAAAUAUAUCCUUUUUACAAAUGUAUAUAUUAUUGUAAUUUAAAUUAUUUUUAAAAAUAAUACAACAUUUUUCAUUUUUUCAUGAAAUUUUUGAUUUUUUAUUUGAACGAAUAGCCUCUUUGCUCAAGAUUUUAUUUAGGUGAUUGGAACGACUUUUAAAUAAAAUACAUACUAGGGCUUUACUGAUUCUUGUGUGUGAGAUUGUGUGUUUGUCUUUAUCCAUUUUGCCUCAUUAGCUUCCCUUUUAUGUCUUAAAUCUCUCUGUGUAAGACGCUUAAAAAUGUGGUAUUUUUAGAUGUGUCAUAUUACAAACUUUCAAAGUAUAUAGCAAAACAUAUAAUACUUACUUCGUGGUAACUGCUAACGCCGGAUGGUUUUCUGAAUACUUGCUGUCAUACCGAUGAUUCCAUUUGUAUAUGAUUACCCCAAAAAUCUCGUUAUUAGUUGAAUAUUGUGUUCUCAAUUUGGCCACGAAAGUAAUUUUCCUAAUUCAAAACAUGUUUCCGUCUGCUGAUUGUUGACACAUAUUUUUAAUACUGUCCCAGAGACGAUACCAUUUUAAAUUUGAUGAAAACUGACUUAGAUGCAGGCUUCCAAAUAUCUAUUUCUACUAGGAGUUUACACCACUGAUAUAUUAGAGAUGUUGCGUCUGCCAAAUGAAAAAUUAAACGAUAUAAUCUACGGUAUUCAGUCCACGAUCAACGGUGUUAGCUUUCUUUAAAUCAUUAAGUUGUAAAAUCCUAUUCUAAAUGUUCACUUAAGGUGUAUUUUUUUAAUGAGAGCUAAAUUUUUAAUUCGUGUAACUAUUUGAUUUAAAAAUUGGAAAUAUGUAGAGUUUUUUACUACUCUCAAUGCUGCCAAAUUUUAAGUGCGUAGUGUUUUUUUUUUUCAAAUUUUUCAAAAUGCUUAAAAAAGAAUUUGCUGAUUUUUUCUUCUCUGUGUUAAUGCUGAAAAGGAAUGGUUGGGAUAUUUUACAAUUGACUCGUUGUAUUUACAGUUUAUGGUACCUCUCAAGCCACAAUAUGCAUCACAUUUCGAUAACAGUUUUUAUUACACAUUAUAAAUACCUAAAUUUAGAAAUUCAGAAAACAUUUAAACAUCUUAUAUCCAAAUUAAAAUUCAAGGGAAUAUCAGUGAACAUUUCAAAUUCCGAUUCGGCUCAAAGAAAAUUGCACCUCCUUUUUACACGUGGUACCAUUUUAUGUUGUAAUAUAGUCGUAAUACUCAUCUGAUUAUUAUAAAUACCUAAAUUAAAAAAUUCAGAAUAUCUAAGAAUCUUUUAUCCAAAUUAAAAUUCUGGGGACUAUCAAAUUCCAAUUCGACUCAAAGAAAAAUUCACCUUUUUUUACAUGUGGCACCAUUUUAUGUUGUAAUAAAGUCGUUCAAAACUUAUUCUGUCAAAACUUAAACUUAUUCUGCCAAAUUUGAUACUAAUAACCAGCGACUUAGCUUUAGUACAACUUUUAACCGAUUCCAAAGGUAUACUGCGAUACAUAAAUCCGAUAACGUUUAUAUUUCACAUCAUGCUUAAAAAUAUACCUUGGAAUCGUUUCAUAUUUAGUUCGCAAAGGAAUAUUGAAACAUAUAUAUGCUAUAUAUGGCUGCAUUUAUAGAAGUUUUGCUCUUUUUUGAUUAUUUGUUCAAAUUAUAUUUACUUGCAGUAUAACAAUUGCUCCAAUUAUCCACGACUGACUACAUAUAAUGUAGAAAAAAAAUUUUUAAUAUAACCCAAUAUUUUGAAAGGGUUUCAAAAUUGUCACUUUAAAAAAGGUAGUUAUUUUUCAUUGAUUCCCCUGAGUUACAUCACCAACACGUUUUGUUUUCUCCAUUUGAAUUCUGUAGCACUGUGUUAUGCAUAGUUUUGAGCUUUUAUUAAAAAAAUGGAUAUAGAACUACAUAUAAGAUCUAUAUAAAAUUUAACUACUAAGCACAAUUA
Molecule: messenger RNA, 9331 nt
Organism: Musca domestica (house fly)
Lineage: Eukaryota; Metazoa; Arthropoda; Insecta; Diptera; Muscidae
Gene: cnc
Product: segmentation protein cap'n'collar
Exons: 11
Coding region: 1851-6050 (1399 amino acids)
Biological process (GO): regulation of transcription by RNA polymerase II
Cellular component (GO): nucleus
Molecular function (GO): DNA-binding transcription factor activity, RNA polymerase II-specific; RNA polymerase II cis-regulatory region sequence-specific DNA binding
Source: RefSeq, a predicted model, not a curated record